AUGGCAAAAAUGUCCGCUCUCACUGGUAUUAUGGUGGCACUGAUCACCCCAUUCACCGAUGACCAGUCCGCAAUCGACGAGUCUCGUCUCCAAGCACACAUCGAGCGCCUUAUUCAAGCCGGCGUCCACGGCCUUGUCCCCGGUGGCAGCACCGGCGAAUUCACAGUCAUGACCACCGCCGAGCGCAAGCAACUGACAGAGCUAUGCGUCAAAUUCGCCGCUGGUCGUGUUCCCGUUGUUGUCGGUACAGGCAGUCUUCAUACUGCGGAGGCUGUCGAGCUCUCAGUGCACGCCGCGCAAGCUGGUGCUACCGCCGUCAUGGUCGUCCCACCAUACUAUGACCCUGUCAACCUGGAGCAGCUGCAAGAGAUGCUGGCUGAAAUCCACCAAGCCUCCAAACUGCCUAUUAUGUUCUAUAAUAUCCCUGCCGCAUCGGGUCUGACCCUUUCUCCCACCGAGAUCGCCGGUCUGUCCAAGUUCGGAGUCAAGUAUCUCAAGGAUACCUCUGGUAAUGCGCCCGCGCUCACAGAGCUUAUCUUCGCGCUGUCUGACCAGAUCAUUGCAUUCAACGGGUGGGAUACCCUCACCUUCUAUGGUCUAACAGCUGGUUGCCCCGGUGGUGUUUGGGGUGCUGCGAAUAUUAUCCCGGAGCUGGCGGUGGAAUUGUGGGACGCAGUUGCUGUGAAGGGAGAUUUGAAGCGUGGUCGUGAGCUGUGGGCUAAGGCGUACCCUAUUUGCAAGUUCCUUGAGACCCAUAACUAUUGCGCUGGAGUGAAGACGGGUGUGGAACUUACUGGACAGUCUACUGGUGGUCUGCGGAAGCCCUUUGCUCUGCUGAAGCCGGAGUUGCGGGCGGAGUUGAAGCAGUUGCUGCAGAAUGCAGGUGUGAAGGUUGUUUAG
This is a messenger RNA of Penicillium daleae, 900 nucleotides long. RefSeq names its product dihydrodipicolinate synthase family protein. NCBI's taxonomy places the organism in Eukaryota, Fungi, Ascomycota, Eurotiomycetes, Eurotiales, Aspergillaceae. The record is from RefSeq and is a predicted model, not a curated record. Gene Ontology annotation, biological process: N-acetylneuraminate catabolic process. The coding region runs from base 1 to 900 and encodes 299 amino acids. Gene Ontology annotation, molecular function: N-acetylneuraminate lyase activity. Gene Ontology annotation, cellular component: cytosol. The transcript has a single exon.